Molecule: messenger RNA, 3913 nt
Organism: Pangasianodon hypophthalmus (striped catfish)
Lineage: Eukaryota; Metazoa; Chordata; Actinopteri; Siluriformes; Pangasiidae
Gene: gnas
Product: GNAS complex locus
Exons: 12
Coding region: 1478-2617 (379 amino acids)
Biological process (GO): sensory perception of chemical stimulus; adenylate cyclase-activating dopamine receptor signaling pathway
Cellular component (GO): heterotrimeric G-protein complex
Molecular function (GO): D1 dopamine receptor binding; ionotropic glutamate receptor binding; beta-2 adrenergic receptor binding
Source: RefSeq, a predicted model, not a curated record
CCUUCGGUCCGCAGAAGCCCCACUUGCUGACGUUUUGUGAAUGUCAUGUGAUUAGCCGCGGUCCGUAUACAGGGUUCAAUGAGAGCUGUUUGCCCCACCCAUCUCUUCAGCGCUAUCUAGCUCAAUGUACGAUUCAGUGAGAAAGGGGAAAAAUCGGCAAAAAAUACUCUCGGAGAGCGGAUCCGAUCGCGUCCAUCCGAGAAGUGACACGUUCCGUCCGCCAAGAGCUUACUGUCACUGCGGUAUUUGUCUUUUUACACACGGGUUCUCGUCGCGGCUCUAAAUGCACAUGUAUAACCCCGUCUUUCUGCAAAGGCGAAUUCAAAACGGGUGAAAGAAAAGCGUAGCCUGACGGCGGACCCUGCCUGCGAAAUGCGGUGAAAAAUACCGAAGAAUUGCGUUGAUCGGAGCAGCUGCGUGAGCCGCGUGCGCCGUUAGGAAGCCAUACGGAUUGUUGUUUGCGUGAAGCGAGUCUACGGAUGUGAGGAGAAAUUCAAAUUACAGCAGCAAACCGAGAAGACAAAAAAAAGCGCCUCUUUUGAUUUGAAUAGCCACAAAAGCCAUCGGUUAUCAUUUACAGAACAAGAGGAAAAUAUACAGUUACAUGUGGGAUUUCUUUUUUUUUUUAUUAAAAGAAAAAAAGCUUUCUAUCUUUUGACACAUCAUUUCAUAGCGGAGUUUAAAAAAAGGUUCAUGUCGGCCACGGCUCGAGGCGGAAUGAACCGCAGGCCGUCCGUUUGGGGAAGAUAUUUAUCUCUUCAGGUCUUUUUUUAAACCCUUCCUCUAUCCCUUUUCCCCGUGUUAGCGUGUCGGUGAACGGAUGUGACAGGAAAAGAAAAGAAACCCCGUUUUCGUAGAUGAUUUUGCGAGGAGUGCCGGCCGCGACUGUCAUUUUGGGGAAGCGACUAUGGAUUGUCGACGAGAAAUUUGUUAAAUCGCCUUCGGAUUUCUGGAACAGCAAGACAAAGACCUUCAUGUAACGCCGUGGAGGCAUACACACACAUAUAUACACACACACAUAACACACACAGACAGACACACACAUACACAUACACAUCCAACGCGAAGUGUAAAACUCCCGCUCGGAUAUUACUGCACCAAAAAAGCUCAGGAGGACUCGGCCUUGUGUGUAGGCAGGCCUUGGUGUUUUCACCACCAUCACAAGCCCUCCGUUUCUUGCCUAAAGCUCCUACUGAGCACUCACCCAAAGGCAUAGCUUUCAUAUUGCUUCACCCCUUCAUCCCUUUAAACGACUGACCCCAUCCAUCCAUCUAUCCAUCCAUCCAUCCAUCCCAGUGUGCUGUUCUUCCAGGGAGUGUGCAUAUGCACAGAGAAAUGUCACAAUUCCCAAUCCUUGGGAUUUGAACACGUGCCAAGGAAUCAAGGAAUUUUUUGGCUGUCUGAUACUGAUACUGUACAUUCAUCCCCCCUACCAUCCACAAAAAACAUUUCCUUUUCGUAUUGGGACGUUGGGAAGAUGGGUUGUUUGGGCAACAGUAAAACAGAAGACCAGCGUAAUGAGGAGAAGGCCCAGAGAGAAGCAAACAAAAAGAUAGAGAAACAGUUACAGAAAGACAAACAGAUAUACAGAGCGACCCAUCGGCUACUACUGUUAGGAGCUGGAGAAUCGGGCAAAAGCACUAUAGUCAAACAGAUGCGCAUUUUACAUGUCAAUGGCUUCAAUGCUGAGGAGAAAAAACAGAAAAUUCAGGAUAUUAAGAAUAAUAUAAAAGAAGCUAUAGAGACUAUCGUGACUGCAAUGAACAGUUUGGUACCUCCAGUUCAGUUAGCCUGUCCAGCAAACCAGUUUCGAAUCGAGUACAUCCUCAAUUUAACCAAUCAAAAAGACUUUGAAUUCACCCCGGAAUUUUAUGAACACACAAAGACUCUGUGGCACGACGAGGGAGUAAGAGCCUGCUUUGAGAGAUCCAAUGAGUAUCAGCUGAUUGACUGUGCUCAGUACUUCCUAGAUAAGAUUGACACUAUAAAGCAAAGUGACUACACGCCUACUGAUCAGGAUUUGUUGAGGUGCAGAGUGCUGACCUCAGGGAUCUUUGAGACGAGGUUCCAAGUGGACAAAGUUAAUUUUCACAUGUUUGAUGUUGGUGGUCAAAGAGAUGAACGAAGGAAAUGGAUCCAGUGUUUUAAUGAUGUGACUGCCAUUAUAUUUGUGGUGGCCAGCAGCAGCUACAAUAUGGUCAUCCGAGAAGACAAUCAAACCAACCGUCUCCAGGAGGCAUUGAACCUGUUCAAGAACAUAUGGAACAAUAGAUGGCUUCGAACCAUUUCUGUUAUUCUUUUCCUAAAUAAGCAAGACCUACUAGCCGAGAAGGUUCUGGCGGGAAAAUCGAAAAUAGAGGAGUAUUUCCCGGAGUUUUCACGCUACACAACACCAGAUGAUGCUACACCUGAACUGGGGGAAGACCCACGAGUUACAAGAGCAAAAUAUUUCAUCCGGGAUGAGUUCCUGAGGAUCAGUACAGCAAGUGGGGACGGUCGCCACUACUGCUAUCCACACUUCACUUGUGCUGUGGACACAGAAAACAUCCGCCGGGUGUUCAAUGACUGCCGUGACAUCAUCCAGCGCAUGCAUCUCCGGCAAUAUGAGCUCUUGUGAUUGCCACAGCACCGCUGGAACCCAGUCUAGAACUUUCUACAGGCUUCCUGUCCUACUCAUGCCCCAAAAAUGCAACCAUGAAACUUACUAUUUAUGAGUUUCCAGGACACACAGCAACAUAUGAGACACACAAACACAGGCUUUCUCCAUCCUGAGAUCGCUGAGGGGCAAGGAGAAUACUGUAUCGGUAAUGAACAAGGGUGACUGUGCAAUCCAGAAAAAGACAAUAUAGCCAAUGACCACCAAUGUUAAAAGAGAAAGCGUGUGAAUACAUACACAUAUGCUGAGAGAGAAAGGAAAAAAUAAAUGUUUGACCGGGACUGCCGAAUAUCUGCACACUUGUCGAGGCUCUGCUCAGGAUGAGGAAGAUAUUUAUAUGGCAUUCACAAAGACACACGUGUACAAUUCUGCUCCACUCCCUCUGUCCUAUGUAUGUUAAACAUUAGCCAUGUGUUUCUAAUGAUGUACUUACCACACACAUGCACACCACUAUUGUGAAACUCCACUCUUUGCCUGAGUGAGCCUGUUGUCUCCCCUCUUCUCUCAAAAUGGACUAACCCAUGGAGAAGAGAAAAUGAUGGACUGAUGCAAAGACAUGGUGAAAGAAUGUAGACCUUUAUGGUUUGCUUGAAAGGAUAAAAAGGGGGUAGAAUUAUGGAGUAUUUUCAGCCCCGGGUUGCUGUGCUAGCAGAGCGGAGAAUGACUCAAACACAAGACCCAUCACAUGAUUCUUUUCUCCAAAUGCAACAAGGAGAAAUAGUGAGAACAUACAAUGCAUAGAUUCAUGCAGAACAGCCAAUUACAGUGCAAAAAAAUUUAUAUGUGCGUGCACACACACAGAUAUAUAUCUGUGUAUUCCUGUAACAGCACGUCAGCUCUUCUGUUUCAUGGUUUCAUCUGUUGAGUGUUAUGCACUCUGUGUGCAAAUAAUGCCUUUAUUCACAGUUUUAACCUUCCAUUUUCCAAGAUACCAUAACUAUACAUUCUCUCCCACUCACUCUAUCAGUCUGUCUGUCUGUAUCUUCUCCCUUUCACUCCUCCUGCUCCCUGCUGCAGUCAUCUUGUACACUGACGUGGGGACUGAGAGUUAAAAAAAAUAUAUAUAUCAUGACAUGGAAAAGGGGUACAAAAUUCAAGCAACUCGUCGCUCCUAUUUUUACUCUCUCUCUUCCCCCUUAAUCCCUUCGGCUUGGCUUUUUGUCUUUAUUUCUCUGCUGGAUCAUUAUUCUUGUACAGACUGUAAAAUGUAAUAUUUUGUACAACUUUAUUGAAGAAAAAAAGUAAUUGUAGAAGCUC